UGGUAAUUGCACCCGCUAAAUGUCAAAAGUAGUGUUUGUUGUUAUCACUAGAUGUCAGUGUUUCAAGUAAAACAUGGCGGCGAAGUCAAAAAGUGAAGAGUCAAGAAAUAAAUUAGAACAAAGGACAAAAAAUGCGAACGAACAAGAGCAAUUUGCUUUCAAAAUAAUUGAUAUAUUUAUGGUUAUUUUAUCAAUUGGAACAUUUCUAGUGGACCUAUCAACAGACGUGGUGCUGGUGGUGAACUACUUCCGCUAUGGCCACCUGUACUGGGCGGCCGGCACGCUGGUGCUGGUUGUGGUGCCGGCACUUGUCGUGCAGGUGUUCAGCAUGCGCUGGCACAUUGCUGACGAGAACGCCAAGCUCUCCCAUUGGGUCACCCACGUCCUUCUGCUCGGGAUCUUGCACAGGCAGGUGUUGGUGCUGAAGACUGGCCUGGAGGCACGGUCAUCUGGCGACCCGACCGACUUCCAGCGACUGUACCACCAGCAGAACGACAUCUGCAUGCUGCACCUCUUUGAGUCGUUCCUGGAGUCUGCACCCCAGCUGGUGCUGCAGCUCUACAUAAUGGUGUCGCUCGAGGACUGGCGCUCCCUAACAGGUAACAGGGAUGCAACCUCGAAACCCUUCUGUUCAAUUAACAUUUUCAAAAGGGGGCGUUCAAGUAUUACGUAACGCAAUAUUUGACUAUUUUUGACCCUCCCUCUCAUCUAUGUAACACGCCGUAACAUUUUUCUGUACCCCCCUCCCCCUCCUUAAACGUUACGUAACACCCAAGUGACCAUUUUUUUUUUACCUAAAACUCAUAAUUAUGUUGCGCAAAGUACCGGAAAUUUGCUAAAGUACCUUUGUUAUUGUUUUAAUCAUGUUUGCGGUAAUAAUAAAUAAAACAAGCGAUUUAUAACUCACAAUAAAUGUGUAUAUUGUUUAUUUUGUUUAUUUAUAUUUUUAAUUUAAUAAACAAUCACACAUAAUGUAAUAAACAUUUUCUUAAGUUUAAAAUAUGUUAAAAUGGGCUCAAAUUUGUCCUGAUAAACUUUUAUUACGAAUCUUAUAUUUAAUUACGCUGUUUUCUUGACUAGGCCCUGUCCUUUACCUGACUAGGCCCUGUCCUUACAGACAUUUUUGCCUAGUUUUUUUAAUUACUAAAUAAAAAAAAAAUGUUACGUAACACAUUGUUCGAACCACCCUCCCGGCCUUGUAACGCAUCGUAACAUUUUACAAGACCCCCUUCCCCCCAAAUUGCGUUACGUAAUACUUUAACGCCCCCAAAGCCCUAGGGUCCUGUGCCAUUAAUGCUAAUGCUUAAUGAUCCUAACUCCACUACACGAGUUGUUCAAGAGCACCAAGUCAGCACCAAGUGCUUUGGCAUUCAAUGUAAUCUUGGUAACCUCAUAACCUGAUUGCAGACAGUCAGCAGUAGGUAUGUAAAUGUUUACACCAAGUGAUGAUUUGCGUACUGACUUCUCCAAAAGUUGGUUCCUAAAGUGAUCCAAGUAGCUGAAAUAUAUUACAUAUAUCAAAUUCAUAAUCAUAAAGAUUUCUAAUGCUUUCAGUCCAUGUCAAGUGACAAUUUUAUUAAAAUAUAUUAUUAACUAGCAGUUGUCUACACUAUUAAAAAAGGCUAAGAGGCAUAUUUCUUCAUUCAAAACCAUGCCUAUGAAUUUAACUUACUGUCUUCUAGUCUCUCUUUGUUAUUCCUGCAUUCUUUACACUUUAUUGUACUUUUAUGAUCACACUAUUUUAAAAAUCUUGGACUUUUUUUUUUGCAUUCACCGACAAUGAUAGAUAAUUAAAUUUAUGCUGUUAAACUGGUUAGCAAAAUUUUCUCAUGCAAUGAAAGAAUCAGGGGAAUAAUUUAUUGGUAAAGCAUUUACCUUAUGAUGCGUAAAGCAUAAAAGAAAUAAGAGGAGAUGUACCUAUUUGGAGCUAAAACAUUUGAUUUAAAAAGCUCUCUUUUUUUGGCUUUGAGUAACAGCGUAAGCAAAUUUACACAGUUAAAGGUCCGAUUCGUCAUGUUCUGGACCACAGGCAUGCUGGAUUAUUAAAUAUGAAUGUAGUUCAUUGGUAAUACCAAA
This is a messenger RNA of Bacillus rossius redtenbacheri, 2076 nucleotides long. RefSeq names its product XK-related protein 4-like. The transcript has 3 exons. NCBI's taxonomy places the organism in Eukaryota, Metazoa, Arthropoda, Insecta, Phasmatodea, Bacillidae. Gene Ontology annotation, cellular component: plasma membrane. Gene Ontology annotation, biological process: engulfment of apoptotic cell; apoptotic process involved in development; phosphatidylserine exposure on apoptotic cell surface. The record is from RefSeq and is a predicted model, not a curated record. Bases 74 to 673 code for a protein of 199 amino acids.